Messenger RNA from Formica exsecta, 624 nucleotides. RefSeq lists its product as uncharacterized. The annotation marks the transcript as partial. NCBI's taxonomy places the organism in Eukaryota, Metazoa, Arthropoda, Insecta, Hymenoptera, Formicidae. The transcript has 2 exons. The record is from RefSeq and is a predicted model, not a curated record.
CUUGUACUGAUAAAUAUCUAUCUUACAGAAAUUAAUGGUUUUGCUGUCGACAUGUAUGGUGAUGUGACACCUAUUGAAAUCAUUUCUUCCGUUGGUUCGUUAUGGAAUUUUGGACCUGGUCAUCAAGAUGCUCAUGAGCUGUUCCAUGUAGUUCUUAGCGCAUUAGAUGCUGAAAUGCAACCUGCAAAUAGAAAAGGCUGUUUGUCUGACGCGCUGCCGCCAAGUCCGAAUAUGGAGUUAAAUAUGAGAGGAGUGGCUGAUAAUCUUGAGUCUCAGAUUCUAAAUCUCAGAAGCGCAUCAUGCAACGAUAUUGCAUCAGUGAAAAACGGCAUUGAUACUCCAAAGGGCUUCGACAAGAAUUGCAACAAUCAAAUGAUGACCUCGACUUCGUCCAUAUCGAGCAUGUCUCCGAGCAUCGGGUGCAGACCCGGUAUGAUCCUCGCCAGAUCCUCGGAAUUGCUGUCGCGAAGUGCUCAAAACAAUGGCGACUGUAAGAGUCCCUUCAGGUCAUGGAAGUCUCUAUGCACCAUGCCCUUUGUCAACAUUCCGUCGGUCUCGGUAGAGAUGCAUCCGUUCUCGGGUCUGAUCACCAGCCAAGUUCAGUGUAGUGGCUGUUCCUGGAAG